AUGAGUAAUAUAUCUAUCGGAUUUUCUCGAGACUGGACGACAGAAUUUUUCGACCAGCGGGUUGCGUUCUUGGGGACAACAAUAGUUGACCUUCAAUCACAAGUCGUUCCACUGAACGACCAGCCACAGUGGUCGACUGUGGUCGACCAACUCAAAUCGCAAAUCGCAGAAUGCGACUUAAAAAUGGAAGAGCUUGGAAGACUUCAAAAACGAUACUUGUCAAUCGAUCUUGAUGAUUAUGAACAAAUUGGUAGGGACGUUGAUGCUAAGACCAACGAAGUCAAAUCCAUGUUGAGAAAAAUGCAAAAUGGCGUCACACAAUUUGCGCGAUUUAAAGAGAUUGACAAUCCCACUGUCAUCCAAAACGUUCAAAUUAAUCUUGCAGACGACGUCAACACGGUUGCAGAAAAGUUUAAACGACAAAACAAAGACUAUCUCCUCAAACUGAAACAACGAACUAAAAAGUUUGACGAUUGUUUUUCGAAUGGGGAGGAUGAGGGAGUUUAUUCAUUUGGAUUUGAUGAAAAACAGGUUGGCAUGCUGACGGAGUCGGAAGAGCUGGUGAAUAGUCGAGUUGAGGAGAUAAAAAAGAUUGCUAAAACGGUUCAAGAACUUGCUGAAAUGACAAGGGAACUCAACUCAUUGGUUCAUGAACAGGGCACCAUUGUCGAUCGUAUUGAUUACAAUAUUCAGCACACCGAAAAACACGUCGCAAAAGCGGUGCAGGAGAUCAAACAGGCCGAAAAAUACCAAAAAGCAACAAGAGUCAAAAUCAUUGUUUUGAUCCUUUUGUUGCUCAUUGUGGGAGGUGUGAUUGUCCUCGUGCUGAAGGUUGCCCUGUAA
Messenger RNA from Entamoeba invadens IP1, 843 nucleotides. RefSeq names its product syntaxin-16, putative. The transcript is spliced from 4 exons. Gene Ontology annotation, cellular component: membrane; endomembrane system; SNARE complex. Gene Ontology annotation, molecular function: SNARE binding; SNAP receptor activity. Gene Ontology annotation, biological process: vesicle-mediated transport; intracellular protein transport; vesicle fusion. The record is from RefSeq and is a predicted model, not a curated record. NCBI's taxonomy places the organism in Eukaryota, Evosea, Mastigamoebida, Endamoebidae. The coding region runs from base 1 to 843 and encodes 280 amino acids.